AUGUCCCUGCUCAACCUACCUAAUGAUCUUCUAUUAGAAAUCUCCGGGAAACUCAAUCUCCGUGGAAUCUCAAACUUCCGAAAAGUCAACCCUCAACUCCGUUCACUUCUCACAUCGCUCCCACCAACUAAAAACUUCUCCUGUAUCACCGUCGCUAUUGAACAAGAAGUCAUGACUACUAUAUUCGAGUCAAGAGGAGCUCAUCAUGAGGCGGUAGCAUACAUGAAAAGAGAUGAUGGUUGUCAGGUUAACGGGAAACUGUUUCCUGGACAAGAUUUCGUGGAUUUUUAUAUCAGAGAUUUAGAAAUUAACCUGCGUUACCAAAAGGGAGUAUUGGAUGAUUUCAUAGUUAUCCAAGAAGACGGUGCUAAUGACUCAGCUGGAAAAGUCUCCAAUAUUUUGGAAUCACGAGUCAGACCAUUGGCCACAAGAUCUUUAUUAAUGCAAUUGACCAAUUCAAAUCAGGUAUCUCAGUUCCUAUCACACCUGGAUGUAAGCUCUCUGGAGAGGAUUCAUAUUAACGGAAAAGAAAGGUACAUCCCGUUUCGAUUCGAGGAGUUUGAGCAUCUGGAGCAAUGGAGGGCCGCGAAAUCAUUCUAUAGUACUGUCUAUCAUGAGAAUUCCCAAGUUUUCUCUCAUCUGUUACAUUUCAAAAAGGCUGAAAUUAGUGUGGACAAUCUCUUCAUGAGGGACUUGCUUGCCGUGCGAGAUGCCAUUCUCAGCUCUCGACUCAACGAGUUCACUGUACACUAUGUCAAUUUUGCUGAGGAAGAGGAGUUUAAGGAUUUGUUGGAGGUGGAGACUGACCAGUGGCCUCGUGUCCACUUCAAAGUCCGAAGAAGGUUUUCGAUGACCAGGAUGAGCAUGUGUUUAACACCAUUUCAAUGA
This is a messenger RNA of Caenorhabditis remanei, 888 nucleotides long. RefSeq lists its product as uncharacterized. Bases 1 to 888 code for a protein of 295 amino acids. Gene Ontology annotation, molecular function: protein binding. NCBI's taxonomy places the organism in Eukaryota, Metazoa, Nematoda, Chromadorea, Rhabditida, Rhabditidae. The record is from RefSeq and is a predicted model, not a curated record. The transcript has 3 exons. Gene Ontology annotation, biological process: innate immune response.